Molecule: messenger RNA, 261 nt
Organism: Saprolegnia parasitica CBS 223.65
Lineage: Eukaryota; Oomycota; Saprolegniomycetes; Saprolegniales; Saprolegniaceae
Exons: 2
Coding region: 1-261 (86 amino acids)
Source: RefSeq, a predicted model, not a curated record
AUGCUCUGCAACAAGGCCAUGGCGUUCUCGGACGUCCAGCGUUUGUACCACCACGACGUGAGUGUCGUCUGGCGCUUCUGCGCGGCGCAGACACAUAAUCCGUCGCCCUCUCUGCAGCGCUUUCUCCAGCGUCUGCGCCGCCUCGUCCUUAUGUUUAGCCUUGCGUCGCCCGCGGCCGCCGAAGACCACCCCGCCGUGCCGCGCCUGCACGCGUUUCUGCUGCGCUACGUUUGCUUCAACCAGGGUCACGAAGAUAAGUAA